AUGGCGUACAGGCGUAGAAGACGACGAAAAUAUAGAAGAUUUUUGCUGAGGAGAGAAAGACCCGAACGUAGGGUAGUAAAAGAUCGUCUAAAUCCUAUGGAAGUGUACACAGACGACGAACUUUACGAACGAUUUCGAUUUCGGCGGCCUACAAUCGUCUAUUUGAUGACUCUGAUUGAACACAAACUAAUAAACACCACAAAAAAUCAAGCCUUACCUCCACUGUUGCAGCUGUUGGUCUGUUUGCGUUUUCUGGCUACGGGUGCUUUUCAUAAAUUGAUCGAGGACAGUGUAAAUGUUUCCGAGUGCACAGUCAGUAGAUGUUGCCGUUCUGUGACCCAGGCCAUCAACGACAUUCGGCAAAACUUUAUCAUGUUUCCGAGGGACCAAACAGCCAGACAAACAAAACAGGAAUUUUUGAAGAUCGCAGGUAACUAG
Molecule: messenger RNA, 438 nt
Organism: Saccostrea echinata
Lineage: Eukaryota; Metazoa; Mollusca; Bivalvia; Ostreida; Ostreidae
Product: putative nuclease HARBI1
Exons: 1
Coding region: 1-438 (145 amino acids)
Source: RefSeq, a predicted model, not a curated record